Sphenostylis stenocarpa is the source of this 1317-nucleotide messenger RNA. Lineage: Eukaryota; Viridiplantae; Streptophyta; Magnoliopsida; Fabales; Fabaceae. The record is from the annotation of a GenBank genome assembly.
AUGUGGCCUACAUUAGUGGCUAAUAAGAUAUUCAAGAAGCGACUAGGAAGCAGCAAUUUUAUAGCAGAUUAUCCUAGCUGUAAAGAACCCUUGCUGGGUAUUGUAGACUUUGAUCAGAACUCACAAACCAUUCUUAAUGAUCACAAGGACACACAAAAAUGCAAGGUAUUUGUUAGUACAUGGAACGUAGGUGGGAUUGCACCAGAAGAAGAUUUGAAUAUAGAUGAUUUAUUGGAGACAUGCAACAACUCUUGUGACAUCUAUGUACUAGGGUUUCAAGAAAUAGUGCCUCUAAAACCAUCAAAUGUAUUGGGAUCAGAAAACAAUGAGAUUUCAAUGAAAUGGAAUUCCAUAAUCAGGGAAGCUCUGAACAAGAAAGCACAUGAGAGGGGCAAAGAUCACAGUGAUGCUAAAAAAGAGGAGCUACAGAAUAAUUGCCCCAAUAAGAAAGAAAAUCCAGCCAAGUACUGUGAAGCCCCACAUGAUUUCCAAUGUAUCAUUAGCAAGCAAAUGGUUGGAAUAUUCAUAUCUGUGUGGACUAGAAGACAUCUUAGUCCAUUCAUUCGGCAUCCAAGCGUGUCAUGUGUAGGCUGUGGCGUAAUGGGGUGUUUAGGAAACAAGGGUUCUGUAUCAGUGAGAUUUCAGUUACAUGAAACAAGCUUCUGCUUUGUGUGCAGCCAUCUAGCUUCAGGGGGCAGAGAAGGGGAUGAGAGAUACAGAAACUCUAAUGUUGCUGAAAUAUUUUCCAGGACAAGCUUUCCUAGAGGCCCUUUGCUUGAUUUGCCAAGAACCAUUCUUGAUCAUGAUCAUGUAAUAUUCCUUGGAGACUUAAAUUACAGAAUUUCUCUACCAGAAGAAACGACACGAUUGCUUGUUGAAAAAGGAGACUGGGAUUCCUUAUUAGAAAAUGAUCAGUUAAUUACAGAGCUAACGACUGGAAACAUGUUGAGAGGUUGGCACGAGGGAGCAAUUAAAUUUGCACCGACCUACAAAUAUUGUCCGAAUUCAGACAUUUACUAUGGAUGUUUCUAUCAAGGGAAAAAGGCAGAGAAGAAAAGAGCACCAGCAUGGUGCGAUCGAAUAGUAUGGUACGGAGAGGGUUUAAAGCAACUUCAGUACACUAGAAUUGAAUCAAAACUGUCAGAUCACAGACCUGUUAAGGCAAUGUUUACAGCAGAAAUCAGGGUUUUACCCGAGCUGAUGAAAAACUUGCAAAGCUUGUUCUUAUCAGAAAGAUUCGACCAAAUUAAAACACCCUUCGAAGUUUCUACAGCUGAUGAUUUUGUACGUAGAAAACGAUCAAGCUUCCGGUUGUGA